UGAUGCGAAAACAGUCAAAAAGUAGUGUUGCGGCUGACGGAGAGACAGUCGGAGAUCUUAGCGGCUGAAACUUUCCGGCAAAGACGAUGAGCGCGAACACAGUCCCUCCUCUCAUUAUCGCUCAGUUGAAUCAUCUCAUCUCUCAGUCCCCUUUCCCCAUUAAGGUCGAUCAAAUAUGGGCUGGUAACAAGAACGUAGGUCUUGCUGAUCGCAUCACCUUAGUAAUCCCUUUCUGCUUGGAUUACAUCAAAUGGGAUGUUAUAUACAAUGCUUUAUACCCAUUGUCGGCUCCUGAUAUUAUUUUUGGACCUGAGUCUGAGAAUUUUCGGCCUCUUCAGAUAUCUGGGGAGUUAAAGAACUACCUCGCUAACUGGAACAGCAAAGAUCCAACAAAGCUGCUAUCUCUCGUUCUUGAACUCAGACAAUUAUACAUGACAUAUCAGAGGAAGCGUGUUGAAGAUGUUGAUGAUGAUCGACUUAAGUUUGAGAUUAGCACCAUUAUGUCAAGGGAGGGAAUUGAGAUGUACAUGACCUCAAGCAAUGAGAAGCCUGAAGAGGUAAAGUUUGCCGUACCUUUACUAGGUUUGGACAUAAAUGGGAUGAUUCCCGGCUGCUCCUGGCGACACCAGCAGAAAAUAUAUUUGCAGGUUAUAUUUCCUGUGGGCAGAAAAUACAUCUCUGCCACAUCAGUCCCACGGCUAAAACUUGUGUCAUCUCCCGAGUUGAAGUCUCUUUUCUCUGUUGAAGAUUUCAGGCUCCCUUCAUGGUUAGAUGGAAUGUGUAUGGCUGAAUAUCUUCCUACACUAGAAGAGCUGCUUCAGUUGCAGAUCUCCGAUGCCAUCUCAUCAAUUGAAGCCAGAAGGAAAUUUAUAAUGGCAUUAGCUCCUGUUUUUGGAAGACCGCUCGAAGCUGAAUCAGUGUUCUGCCGGAAGGCAACAUGUUUGGGAAAUUCGGGUGUCUUUGUAUUUCUGGUCCACUUUAGUCUCCCUCUUCAGUUUCCAAAGCAACAACCAACUUUGGUACUUCAAAGUUCUCAGCAUUUCAAUUCACUUGGCGUGCCUAUCAAAUCAGCAGUCAUAACCGAGUUUCCUUGGAGUCCUAGGUGGGAACCUACAGGAAUGGUAGAACGAAUCUAUGAUUAUCUAGUUGAAGAAUGCCUGAACUUCAAGAAGUACUGUAUCGAUAUCACAAAUCAGCAGCAGCGAUGAUAAAACAUUGCUCGGACUGAACCGAACCGAACCCCCUCGUGUUAAAGCCAUUGCGACGUGUGUGUGUGUGUAUGAAAGAAAGAAGAAAAAAAACUAUAAAAAAAAACAGAAGAAGAUUUGGACAUCUGAAUUUACUGCUAUAAUUUUGAUGCCUAUCUGCUGUUAUUUGUUAAUGGAUGGAAUUCUUGUUUUUUAUUAAAAGACUUUAUGAGCUGCUUA
Molecule: messenger RNA, 1427 nt
Organism: Impatiens glandulifera
Lineage: Eukaryota; Viridiplantae; Streptophyta; Magnoliopsida; Ericales; Balsaminaceae
Product: BRISC and BRCA1-A complex member 2
Exons: 13
Coding region: 87-1208 (373 amino acids)
Biological process (GO): double-strand break repair
Cellular component (GO): BRCA1-A complex; BRISC complex
Source: RefSeq, a predicted model, not a curated record